AUGGAGUUGCUUCCCAAUCCCGAGCAGAUGAGACACAUGCUGAGAUCUCCACGACGGCCGGACCUGCUGCGAAUCUCACCACGCAAUAACUACAGACUUAAGCGGCGAGAUAGAAGUGAGGAGGAUGAACAGAAAAAGAUCGGCAAGGGCCGAGAAGGCCAGCAGCUGUUCGUCUAUCACAAGAAGAAGCGAACCGAGAAGUUCGUUCGGAGCGAGACCAACCAUCGGGUGAUGACCAAGGCCGAGCUGGCCGGCUGGGAGAAGGAGGUCGAGCGCGCGCACCCGGACAACCCCAAGAUUUGUGGCGGCGCCGGCGCCACCGCCAUCCCGGGCAUCGCCCUCAAGGCCGAUCCGCUGCAUCGAAGUGCGCUGCUGCGCGAGAAGGAGAACGUCGACUUCAUCCUCAACAAUGAAACAUUCGAGCUAGCCGAAGAGGAGAUUUCGCCAGCGCCGGAACACAACAAGAAGCGACACGGCGCGAAGAGCCCGCUGCGGCUCGAACUCGACGUCAGCGUCAUCGGCAUGGCGACGAAUCGCCACCACAACACAGUGGAAGCCUCGUUCAUCGAUCCUCUCUCGUCAUCCACAAUGGACAUUUCCAUAAUCGUCCCGCCAAGCCGAUCUCGCUCAUCCAUUGCCCAACCCUCGGCAUCAUCCACGAAGAGGCUGGCCCUCUCACACGUCGCCGAUCCGCUGACGCCAGUCGUCCCGGCCCAACAGCCCACCAGGCGCUACGCGCGGCGGGGCAAGACGCGACCAACCUGCAAGCUGAGCACCAUCCCUGAGACACAACAACCUACGCCUCCAUCUUGA
This is a messenger RNA of Acanthamoeba castellanii str. Neff, 813 nucleotides long. RefSeq lists its product as uncharacterized. The coding region runs from base 1 to 813 and encodes 270 amino acids. The record is from RefSeq and is a predicted model, not a curated record. The transcript is spliced from 2 exons. Lineage: Eukaryota; Discosea; Longamoebia; Acanthamoebidae.